This is a messenger RNA of Fusarium sp. VM40, 960 nucleotides long. Lineage: Eukaryota; Fungi; Ascomycota; Sordariomycetes; Hypocreales; Nectriaceae. The record is from the annotation of a GenBank genome assembly.
AUGGGUUGGUUUUGGGCCGAUGCAUCUCCCGCUAUUGCGGUUCCUGUUGGACACCCAGCGACUACCGACAAGGCCCCUCCACCAGGCUGCCCUAUGCAUCAAAAGUCAGCGGAUGCACUUAACCCUGCUGUCAAGCCUACGAAACCCGUACAUCCUCCUUCCACCACAGGAUGUCCUGUUCCUCACGACGCCCGAACCAAGGAGGAGCCCAAGUCUCUGAUCUCUCAGCUCAACCCGCUUAACUACAUGUUCCCAGAUCUAUCUCAGAAGCCUGCGCCUAACCAGGAAUUCGCCCUCCCGACCACCCGUGAUGAAUCCACCAUUCCCAAGGGCUCUGGAGACGGCAAGUGGGAGUACCCCUCUCCCCAGCAAAUGUACAACGCGCUCCUGCGCAAGGGAUACACCGAUACCGAUAUUACUGCCGUCGAGGGUAUGGUUUCGGUACACAACUUCUUGAAUGAGGGCGCUUGGCAGGAAAUUCUAGGGUGGGAGCAGCGCUUUGCGCGCGGCCUCUACAAAGGAUGGCAGAUCUGCAAGAGAGGCGAAGGACACUCCGAGGAGGAGCUUGUCCGACAUUGGGAUGGUGUUGACACAGAGCCCAGCCUUGUCCGCUUCCAGGGUCGGCCCAAGGAGUUGACUCCUAAGGCCCAUAUGAUGCAGGUUCUGGGCUGGAUUUACCCCUCCAAGUUUGGUACCGAACCACCAUUCGACCGACACGACUGGUACGUUGCACGAGAAAUCAACGGCCAGAGGAAGGAGAUCCGAUAUGUUAUUGAUUACUACUCUGGCGAGCCUGAUGCCCACGGCGAGCCAGUCUUCUUCCUUGAUGUGCGUCCUGCCGCUACUCCUUUGGGUGCGGCUGAGCGUAUUAUUCGCUGGAGCACAGAUACCUGGUGGAAGGCUAUUGGAGGCGAUAAGCAUGAGCAGGGCCCUCAGCCUUGGUUCCGAGGCUCUUCUUGA